GCUUUCGGCAAGUAAAACGCUAGCCCUCGUGUUCCGUUCUUUCCACCGUCUCUCCCUCUUUAGUCCCACUCGUCCUGACCUCUCUCUCUCUCUCGGCUUCCAUCUUUCUUCGCGAAAUCCCUAAGAGAAUUUUUAGGGUUUCGUUGCGCCCGAUCCGGCCCGGCGUAUGAGGAGGGGCUUCCAUCCCGAUCACCGCCCGGGGCGACCGCCAUUCCGGCCGAGAGUUCGCUUUUUCGAAAGAACGGCUGGCCUUCAGUCCCCAACCCCACUGGAGGCGCUGGCAAGAGCCGCCGGAGCCUCGGCCCGGGUUCGUCGUCCUUCUCCGACGCUCCCCUCCCACCGAGAAAGGCCUCUCCUUGUCCUACAUCCGCGACUUCAUUGUCUCCUGUCCUUUCUCGCCGAGGAAGUCCUCGGUCUACUCCAAAGGCUCCCGCGUCGGAGAGCUCCACUUGCGGUGCUGGGCCGACGCUCUCGAGGCCACCGUCUACCUCUGGGGCCGCCGCCUGGAAGGCUCCCACCUCUUGACCCCAGCAUCGAGUCCUCCACCGGACUCCUUCUUUCUCAAAGGGCCGAAGAGAAGAGCCGCCUCAGGAUCCUCUUCGCCGGCCACAUCAGGGGCCUUCUCGAGUGCGAGGCGAUGCGGCAGUACGAGGGGGAAGAUCGAGCAGUUGGAGAAUGAGAUCAAGAAGGUGUCGAAGAUGCUCAUGAAGCCGAAACGGCUGGCCACCUAUGGGGAGCUGCAGGACAGGAGGAGGAGUCUGGAGGUGGAUAAAGAACAGUUGGAGAGCAGGUUGAAGGCGUUCAGGGAUGCGAUGGAGGAUCUUCUCAAUUGCCUCCGCAAGCAGCAGCAGCAGGAGGUCUGUGAGGAGGAGGACGAGGAGGGGGAAGUUAAGAUUUUUAAUCUUCUGGGCGAGUUGGAUUGGAGCACGAUCCACAAUGUGAUGAAAAGGGAAUGCCGGCGACUUAAGGACGGGUUGCCCAUCUAUGGUUGCAGAAGGAAAAUUCUUAGUCACAUAUUUUCCAAUCAGGCGUAUUUUAUAGUCUGGAAAAGAACAAUAAUGGUUCUUAUCGAGCGAAGAUAUCUGCCAAAGCCACAAGAACUGUUGCAGACUUGCGGAGGGCUGUGGAGCAGUUGAUGAAAGGCAAGACCGUAAGCCAUCCAAGCCUCACUCCAGCAGUGCUUCAGCUACUCCUGUCCCGGGAUUGCGGGAAACUCUUGAAAGCUAUGGAGCAGAAGUCUGGAACCUGCAUUCUGUAUGACAGGCAGAAUCUAAAUGUCAAAGUGUUUGGACCCCCGAAGGAGGUUGCUGCAGCUGAGGAGAAUUUGGUGCAAUCACUGCUAUCUCCCCAUGAGGACAAGAAACUUGAGAUCCAUCUCCGGGGUCGCAACCUCCCACCGGGCUUGAUGAAAGAAGUGGUUCAGAGAUUUGGAACAGAUCUUCAGGGGCUGAAGGAAAUGGUGCCUGGGGUAAAGCUGACUCUCGACACCCGAUGCCAUAUCAUCAAUGUUCGAGGAAACAAGGAGCCGAAGCAAAAGAUGGAAGAGGUGAUAUCUGAGGUGGCACUAUCAGGGAUGGCCGAGCCGCCGUCAGAAACCUCAUGCCCAAUUUGCCUGUGCGAGCUGCAGGAGCCUUACAGGCUCGAAGCCUGCGGGCAUGAUUUCUGUCGGAGAUGCUUGGUUGAUCAAUGCGAGUCCACCAUCAGGUCCAGAGAUGGCUUCCCUCUCUGCUGCACCAAGGAGGCCAGGGUGCAAGAAGCUCAUCCUGCUCGCGGACCUGAGGUCUCUCCUGUCGACUGACAAGAUGGAAGAGUCCUCUCAUAUCUUGCGAGAGAUACAAGGAGUACACAUUAGUGGAGCGGGUCAGGGGGAGGGAGGACAUAAAGGAAUGCCGGCGUGCCGUCACACGGUUGAGAAGAUCGAUGGUUGCAAUCACGUUGAGUGCAAGUGUGGGACGCACAUUUGUUGGGUUUGCUUGGAGU
This is a messenger RNA of Phoenix dactylifera (date palm), 1980 nucleotides long. Lineage: Eukaryota; Viridiplantae; Streptophyta; Magnoliopsida; Arecales; Arecaceae. The record is from RefSeq and is a predicted model, not a curated record.